This is a messenger RNA of Pelobates fuscus (common spadefoot toad), 6395 nucleotides long. RefSeq names its product cell adhesion molecule 2 (gene CADM2). Lineage: Eukaryota; Metazoa; Chordata; Amphibia; Anura; Pelobatidae. The coding region runs from base 464 to 1792 and encodes 442 amino acids. The record is from RefSeq and is a predicted model, not a curated record. Gene Ontology annotation, cellular component: neuronal cell body membrane. The transcript is spliced from 11 exons.
UGCUCACACAGCCUCACACAGCCUGUGUGCUGGAUCGGAGAUAUGUGGUAACACAUCUUUACAGGGAAACAACUUUAGCACGACACCGGGCAGCCUGCAUCAAUCCAGGGACCUUUAACUGCUGUCACCCUGAGCUUUACAGGAAAACCUCUCCUAACCUCCCCAUACCAUCAAUGCCUGGAGAGCACCCUGACUGUGAACAGCUCCCACACUGCAAGGAGGGCAUCUAACAGCCUGUGAUAGCUUCUGGGUACUGCUUGAUCCACUGCAAGAAGAAGAAACUUCACCUCCCCCCCAGACUUGGAUAAAACCAGGGGGUUCUCCUGUCUUGAUUGACUGGGGCUUUGUGGUCUUGCCCCCCCUCACCCCCAACCCUCACCCCCUUUUCCUUCUUCUCUGCCCUCCUCACCUGCAAGGGGCAGCAGCUCUUCUGCACCUGUCUUCUUCUGCAUCCUUCCUAACCAUGAUCUUAAAGCCAAGUGCACUUCUCUGCUUCUACAGUGUAUGGGGUGUUCUUCUACAAGUGACUGCCGUGAAGAACAAAAGCAAAGCAAGCCAAGGGCAGUUUCCUGUCACGCACAAUGCUACAGUCAUUGAAGGAGGAACAGUAAACUUGACCUGCAGAGUUGAUCAAAAUGAUAACACCUCCCUCCAGUGGUCAAAUCCAGCUCAACAAACCCUGUACUUUGAUGACAAAAAAGCCCUGAGGGACAACAGGAUUGAACUGGUUCGAGCUUCCUGGCAUGAAUUGAGUAUCAGCGUCAGUGAUGUGUCUCUGUCAGAUGAAGGGCAGUACACUUGCUCCUUAUUUACUAUGCCUGUCAAAACUUCCAAGGCUUACCUAACAGUUCUCGGUGUCCCAGAAAAACCUCAUAUUUCUGGAUUUUCAUCUCCAAUUAUGGAAGGCGAAAUGAUUCAACUGACAUGUAAAACAUCAGGGAGCAAGCCAGCUGCUGAUAUCAGAUGGUUUAAAAAUGACCAAGAAAUUCAAGGUGUGAAAAAAUCUCAACAAAAAGACAGUAAUGGAAAGACAUAUACAGUGGUUAGCAUCCUGGAUUUCCGAGGGGACCGCAGAGAUGAUGGUGCUGUAAUACGAUGCCGAGUGGACCAUGAAUCUUUAAACUCCAACCCACACAUUGCAAUGCAGACGUUAGAAAUACAUUAUAUGCCCAUCGUAACGAUCCUUCCUUCAACGCCGCUUCCACAAGAAGGUCAGCCACUUACACUGACCUGCGAAUCUCGAGGAAAACCUCUGCCAGAGCCUGUAUUAUGGACAAAGGAUGGAGGAGAACUUCCUGACCCUGAGAGAAUGGUGGUCAAUGGUAGAGAAUUGACGAUAACAUUUUUAAACAAAACAGACAAUGGAACUUAUCGAUGUGAAGCAACAAAUUCUAUUGGCCAAAGCCAUGCGGAAUAUACAUUGGUAAUAAAUGAUGUUCCAAACACUUUAUUUCCAACCACAAACAUCCCCCUUUUCACCAUGGCAACAGUCACAGCCACUGUUGCUAUAACCACCUGUUCAACCACACCCGCCUUCUUCACUAAAGAUCCCAAUGCUUUGACUGGACCAGCAGCAACUGACCACGCACUAAUAGGAGGAAUAGUAGCAGUGGUUGUAUUUGUUACACUGUGUUCUAUUAUUCUUCUUGGACGAUACCUAGCAAGACAUAAAGGGACAUAUUUAACAAAUGAAGCUAAAGGAGCGGAAGAUGCCCCUGAUGCAGAUACAGCCAUUAUCAAUGCAGAAGGCAGCCAAGUUAACGCGGAGGAGAAGAAAGAAUAUUUCAUUUAAAUGCAAACCUGGUUACUCUAAAUGUUACUUAUCAGGCUGACUGCUGGAGAAUACUGGCUAUCAUCUUUCAGAAUUCAUUUUUUUACCAUCUUCCGCUAUAUUUUAUUAACUUCUGCUAUCAAUAGCCGGCUUGUGCCAACAUUCAGCUGUUGACAGCACCAUACUUUAAUUGCAAAUCAUAACAUGGGACUUUUCAUAUUGCUUAAAAAUCAUGCCCUUCCUUCCGUUAACAUUCAGUCAUACAGUGCUUGAAUAUACAGCCUUAACAAGUUUUUUCACUUUAACAAACCAUUUUAUUUUUUAUUUUUAUGUUUACACAAUGUACUUCCAGAUUGCCCUUUAAUCUCUAUUUAAUCUCCAGCACACCUACAUAUAUAAAUAUCCACCUAUGUAUAUGCAUAUGUAUUCACAUGUAUGCAUGUAUGCGGUGAGUCAUAAAGUCAAUACAAUUAGGUAUAGAAUUUAUUAAAUUCUUGACAAUAUUUUUAUUGAGUUUGACAUUUUCAUUUUCAAGCAAUGUUUUUAUACUUUGUACUGUCUAUUUGGUUGUUAAAUGCACACCACUCGAGAGGGACUAAAUUUAGUAGAUGAAUAAAAUGUGGCAUAGAUUCGGCAUUUAUGUUUUAACCGUUUGGCUGCCAGAGCGAUGUGCAAAAUAUGGCCCAGUGGAUCUUGCAUUCAAAUGGUUAACAUUUUAAACAUAGCAUUUAAGUAUUUUUUUUUUUUUUGUCGAUGGGGCUGAGCCAUGUAUAACAUUCCUAGUAGUCAAAUAUCAAAAAUAGGUUUAAAAAAAUGAUAUUAGAUGAAUUACAUUAAAGCCCAGGUUCAGUUUAAUGAAUUGGUUCUUCCUCUUGUAUGUUGUAGUUUAAAUAAAUCAUUUAUUUAACCAUUUUCUUUUACUUAGUGGACUGUAAUCUUAUUUAUCUGGUACCAGUGUCCAUAUUUAUUUUUUUUAUUUUGCCUAAGUGGAUUUAUUGUUGUUAAUUUCUAUUUUUGUUUUGUUUCUUAGACUUGUAGUUUUUAUUUUAUUUUUUAAUUAAAUAGUAUUCGGGCAUUGCAGGAGCAUAUUGUAUAUAGUACAUUUGUUAAAUCAACUUGAAUAUUAUUUGAUACAUAUUUAACUUUUUGGAUGUAAACAAGUCACAUGUACCCAUUUUCUAAUGCCCCUAAAUCUUUUUAGAUACAUACAAAUCCGGGAUUAUGUGUAGAUACUGUGUUUGAUUUUCUGUCUGUAUGUCCGAGCACUGUUCAGAAAAAAAAAAAAAAAACCUUUUUCUAGUUCAUCCUAUUUUUUAUCUGUUCUACAAUGGAAGCACAAUGUUAAAGGAAAGAUACUUUAAGCUAACAACCAGUGCAAAGCCUCAGGUUUUCAAUUUCAACCACAUUUGAGUAAUGCUCUAGAUGAUUGUUAUAUUGCUUAGAUUUAAACUUUUAUUUGACAGUUUUAACUAUUGUUUAUCAUUAUUGAUUUGCCAAAAACUGAUGAAAAAGUUAAAAAAAAAGCAUUACAACAAAGGAUACAUGUUUUAUGUAUAAACGAACUAAUUCUUUAUAUUAAAUUUCUGUCUAUGCAUUCUGUGAGGUUUAAACUAUGUCAUGGUAAAUAAAACUGAAUUUCUGAUACUCUUAACUUCACGGUACAAGUUACAGUGUCAAAUUGGUAUUAUUUACUUAACAGUGAUUUGUAUUGACUUGAGAACCAACUGUCAAAAUUUAGACUGGAAUAAGCUGUAUGAUAUUGUUACAUCAACUGAUUUAUUUUUUUCACAUUGAUUAUUUUAGUCUAAAUUUUGAUUCGCAUGUCACUGAAUCUCACUGCUUAGCAAAUAAAAACUGAUUUCUCCAUAUAUAAAUCAUUAAACAUUUCUGUGGAGUGUACUGAUCGCAAUUUCCUCAGCUAUUCAUAGACUGGAGAUUCUGGAAAUUCUCUUUUUCUGCAGACUAUAAUAAAUAUUAAAUUCCAUUUCUUGUCUUGAUUCCCAUGCCAGGAAAUGAGAAAUUCUUUAAAUCACACUUUUGCCUCAAUCUCCCGGGUAUUGGAUAUUUGAAUAGGAGAAUGCCAGAUUAGAGAUGUUUAAACACAUGGCAGCCUAUGAAGCUGAGAUUAUGUCUGUUUUUAAUUUUAGAAUAUGUGGAUCCAGAACAUAAAAAAAAAGAUAUCAAGACUCCGUCUUAGAACAUAUAUAUAUAAUACUAAUGAUAGUUUCUUUAAUAAUAACUGUGGAAGACUUUCAAGUUGUUUAUUCUGUAAUAUUUCAGAAAAAAAUAGUGAUGCCUAUAGAGCAACACGUUUUCAGAAUAUACCAAGUAUACAUAAUAUGAUAUGGUUGAGUGUUGACAUAAUAAAUCAUAUACAGUAUUACAUUUCAAAGAAGUAUGUCUUCAUUGAUGUGACUGCAUGCUUGGUUUUUUUAAAAUUCACUCUAACAUGUGAAAAAAAAUGCAAUAAUAUGUUAAAUAUAGUUACGAUGGCAAAAAGACAACAGAGGUACAGUAGCUGCUAAACUAGUAACAUGGUAUAGGAUUGCCAAAUAGAUCAUAUGUAUAUAUUUAUAUAUAUAUAUAUGGUUAAGAGACACAAUGAAACAAAAGGUCAAUUUAUUAACACAACUCAAGAACUACAGACAAGUUUGUGGCAUUUGAGCCACCUUUUUUACAAAAACCCUACAGUAUUUUUUUUUUCUAUUUUGUGAUUUCUGUGCUGUAAAACCAUAUCUUUCUUGAAGACACACAUCAUUUUAACCCUUUCAUUGGCAGAUGAAGUUGAACAUACUGUAAAAUAAUACAUGAAGUUUGAAUCCUUAGUGUUCUAGCGCUUUUCAGAACUACCAAGGGUUAGUCUUGGUGGCAAGUGAAGAUAAAUCAACAUUCUGUUUUUAGGGAUGCAGUGUUCUUCCGAGGCUAUGUUAAAAAAAAAAAUAUCUUCCAAGAUGUUAUAGGUGCAGCUGUGUAAUGAAAUUUUCUAUAAUACCAAAAAAAAAAAAAAUUUAAGAGAAUAAAACAUGAUGGGAUACCACAGAGCUCUUUGCAGGAGGCUGCAAUUCUUAAUAGAAGAUGUAUUUCAGUAAUCCUGAUUACUCAGUGCUUUAUAGUUACAUCCUUCAAACAGCCUUAUGUAUUAUUAUUUCUGGCUGUUGAUGAUAUAUAACAACUUAAACAUAUGCAGCAUUUGCACUGAAUUAUGGGAAUUUGUGUUUUGAAUCCAUUUCAUUCCAGUCAUUACUAGAAGAGCCUGAAAAGUUAUUAUAAUAACUUCCAGUUUUUUUUUCUAGAAAUGAUGUAGCUAUAUAUAAUUAUAUAGAUAUAUAUAUACAUAUAUAUAUAUAUAUAUUACUGUGUUUGUUUUAAAGUGCUAUAACACUGCAAACUUUGUGGAUCAUACAUUUUUGCUAAUACUAAGAUUAUAUUUGCAGACAAUUUACAAGGUCAUACAGAGAUUUGCAAUGUAAAAUUGUGUUUCCACAUAUAAAUAAUGGUUUUGUAAACGUUUGAACUGCAUGCUUGUGGAAAAUGUGGACUGUUAAGCACCAUCUGCUUUCCUUGAAUAAUAAUUCCAUAUAUAUUCGUUGCGUGCAUUUAUUUUUCUAAAUUAUUGUUGAUUCUUAAUAAGUAAAAUCAAUUUGAAAAAAAUAAUGGAUACAAAAAAUAAUUAAUGCUUUCUCAACUGGUGUUAAAGAUAGUCACCCCAUCAUCAGAAAUGGUUUAUGUUUUUUCACUGGCAUAAAAUAUCCACAUUAACCUAUAGCAUCUCCCCAAAAUUAAUACAAUUAAUAAUAAUGGAUAUACAUUGUGAACCCAUGUUUGUUUCAGAUAAUGUUACUUACUUUUAAUAUUUUGAAUAACAAAAGAACCAGACAUAAAUAGCGUUUUUUUCUUCCAGAAAGUGUAAAUUUACCAAUAUUUUGGAAAAAAUGCACUUGUAGAAUUCUCCGUCUAGUGUAUGUGAGCAAGGAUGGUCUUUCUGUUGCAUAUUUCUGCAAUUGUACAGUUUACAGUGUCCGUUGAUCAAUGUAAGGAGGAAUAUUUGAUGUUUCUUUUUGAAAGACUGAACUGUUUAUAAAUAAAAAUCAUGUCGCUGAAAUGUUGCUUCCUAUAAAUAUGUUUAUUGGUCAACAUUGAAUUCAGGAAUCAGCUAAAAGAACCUGCUGAGUAUCUUAAUCAAAAUGUGGGCUAGAUACAACAUAUUUUAAUAGAACUCUAUUAAAAAUCUUGCACUGAGGGUACAUCUCCUAUUCAUACCUGAAGCAAAAACAAAAUAAACUUUUUUUCUAAAUAUGAUAUGGAAUUUAACACCUCAUGUAUUUUCAUUUUAAUGUUCAAAUAAACACAAUCUCUCAAUGAAAAGGACCAUGUGUAAUUAUGUAAUUCACAAAUGUAAAGAAUGACGUUUACUCUGUACACACGUGCUAAUGCACGUCUUGUAGUUACAUGUUCUUCCAUGUAACAUAGCAGUUGUAGUGUUAGUGCCACUUAUCUGUUACCAAAAUGAAAAUAUCUGUACAUAUGCUUCUUUUUUCCCUGUUAAAGGUGAUAUUAGCAUCUCUCAUGUGAGACAUUUCUAUUUCUUCAAUAAAAAUCUAAUGAAGUACACUAACCUCUUAAA